Triticum aestivum (bread wheat) is the source of this 1575-nucleotide messenger RNA. Its product is annotated as nuclear transcription factor Y subunit C-3-like. Gene Ontology annotation, biological process: regulation of transcription by RNA polymerase II. The record is from RefSeq and is a predicted model, not a curated record. Gene Ontology annotation, molecular function: RNA polymerase II cis-regulatory region sequence-specific DNA binding; protein heterodimerization activity; DNA-binding transcription factor activity, RNA polymerase II-specific. Gene Ontology annotation, cellular component: nucleus. Bases 921 to 1328 code for a protein of 135 amino acids. NCBI's taxonomy places the organism in Eukaryota, Viridiplantae, Streptophyta, Magnoliopsida, Poales, Poaceae. The transcript has a single exon.
UUUAAAAACUAGCAUUUUUUUUGUUUAGAAAAUGUUAUGGAAACUAGAACCAUCCAGAAAUGAUAAAAAAAAGAAGAGAAAGUCAACCUUAUGUGCCGUGGUGUGGGCCGAUUUUGUGCACGUAGAGCCAACAUCCAAAGAAUGGGUGUACAAUGUCGCCUAAAAUCCCUUCCUUUACUCAAAUUUCCUCAUUUAAUUGAUGUAUAUUGGUCUAUAUACGUGAACUAUACAUGGUAUUUAAGAUGUUUGCCAAAAUAAUGGGUGUACACUUGUACACCCAAAUCCCAGUGUAACUCCGCCCAUGGCGCCAACUGGCCGUGUUUGUUUGCCCAUAUUUGGUCAAUGUUGCAUAUAUAUAUUGUAUUUGUUUGUAUACCUUGUACUGCCAAUAACAGAAUAUGCCAUCAUACAAAAUACUACGACCAGAAUAUAACACUACCAGCCAAAACUACGCUUUACACCAGGCGCUUACGUACCACGAAAAGGACGCCUUCCAAAUAUCGCCUGCGGCACCGUGGAUACGGAGACUCUCGGUGUCCGAGUGACAGGUGCGCUCACGCAACGGAAGCACAAGGCUGCAAGCAACAAACCUCCAACGAAAGCUACACCUCAUUUCUCUACUCGCAUUCGUACACCGUCGCGAUCUCAACCACCGUCUCCACGGAUUUGUUUACGCGAUCUCUACGAUCGCUGUCGAAACUGCCGGCCCCGGCCACCUCCGUCGCGGGCCGGCCAUGGACAGCAGCCGCCACGACCACGCGCUCCCUUCCUUGUUCUCGCGGGUCAAACGGCAUGCGUAUAUAAGAUCCUGUCCAUGGCCGCGGUCGAUUGGAGGUUGCACCGUUCGUUUGUUAGAGCUCAUAGCUAUAGAUAGUUCCUUGCACGGCGGCGAGAGGAUUAGCUAGGACCGCGGCGAGAGGAUGAGGAUUUCGAGGCCGUACUCGGGGGUGUCCAGAAGCGGGGCGACGGCGAGGACGGGGCCGCACGCACUGCCGCUGGCGCGGAUCAAGAAGAUCAUGAAGCGGUCGGCGGGGGACGGCAGCGGCGGCGACGGCGCCGGGGCCAGGAUGAUCUCGGGCGAGGCGCCCGUGGUGUUCUCCAGGGCGUGCGAGCUGUUCGUCGCCGAGCUGACGCAAGCCGCCUGGGCCGCCACGCUCGAGGGCCGGCGCCGGACCGUGCACGCCGAGGACGUCGCCGCCGCCGUCAGGGACACCGACCUCUUCGACUUCCUCGUCGACGUCGUCAAGCCCAGGCCAGGUGACGAUAGCGUCGGUGACGGAGUCGGCCUCGCGCCGGCCGCCGGUGCCCACGGCGGCGCGCUCGACUAGAAACUUGUCGGUGCAAUGCAUGCAUGCAUGCGUGCGCGCUCGUCGUGGCUUGUGGAAUCAAACUGUGCCGCCAUUAAUUGCACUAAUUCCGUUCAUGUUGCUUUUACCUGCUCUGCUGCUGCCAAUACAAAGCCGAAUGACGCAGCGGUGCAACUAGCACGAUUUGAUUAACUUGUACACACUGGUACUUGUAUUUCUACAUUUGUCGUUCCAUUUCUACUGCUGUUAAGAAAUAUUUGAAGAUCUU